AUGGAAAACCUAUUUGAAGAAAAACACCCACCUCCUAUCAAAUUAGUUGACUCAAUCAUCGUUCUCGGCUUAUCCACAAAAUCCCUUAGAAGUAGCUAACAUUUAGACAUUUUCAUCGAAGGAAAACUAGAAGGAACUCCUGAAGUCCUUGCAAAAUUGCCUCCAUCUUCAAAAGACUCAAAAGUGUUCUCACAAGACCAAAUAAACGUAACCCCAACAUAGAUGAUUUUUACUGAUAGAAUCAUCACCCUUGAAUCCAAUCCACUGCCUCCAGCAUUUUUUUCAACCACAAUUACAAGCGAAAAAGGCUACUUUACCCACAUCCACUGUUUAAUUACCUAUGAAAAAAUAAACCCAAGUAUAAUUGAAAGUUCAAAGGAAAGAAGAAUUCCUAAGAACUUGUUAGAAUUCGUCCCUAGAAACACAGAAGAAGAAAACAAUCAUACUGAAAAUGAUAUCUCUUAUUAUAUCCCAGUCGCAUUAUGCUUGUUGACUAAUAGCAACUACAUAGACUUAUUCAGGAAUAUUUUAGAAAAAGUGUAUGUUCAUACGUGAGAAAUGGUGCAGCAAGAAAAUUUGCUGCUUGGGUCUACAGAGUUCUUAAGGAAUUGCUUUUUUUUACUAAAUGAUACAAUAAUCCCACCGAACGACAUAAAUUACACAAUUAAAGUAGGAAACCAAACAAUUCCUUUACCGCUAGAAAAUAAAUCAAGGUUCAGCUAUAAUGAAAGCUGUGUAGCAGUUCUAAUGGACUUGAUAGAUAUAAGAAAUAUUAUUGAGUUCUGAGAAAGUUUGCUACUAAGCAAGCACGCUUUUAUCCAUAGUGGGAAUGAAUAUUUACUUUUUUUGAUUUUAGAAGCAUUUAAAAUCAUACUAUUCCCAAUGACCUGGACAAUGAAUUAUGUCCCAGUGCUCAGUUCUCACUUAACAGAUUACAUGCAAACCCCUACGCCUAUUUUGAUUGGAUUUAAUAGUAAACAAAUUUCUAAAGAAGAAGCAGUUGCAAAAGACCCUGAAGCGACCAUACUAGACGUGGAUUCAAAUAUUUUGUAUUCUCAGUCAGAGCCGCUCCUUUGCAAUUGUGUUAAAGCAAAGCUGAGCAAAAAACUACAGCUUGCCAAAGCUUAUUAUUAUGUAAACCGAGGAAGACUGAAUACUUUUAGAAUGAACACUUUAGAAAAAAAUAUAAAAGAUCCACUAUUUGUAAAUACUGCCAGAAAACUAUUAGAACCAAUAGAAAGUGACGAAAGAGAACAAAUUUUUGUAUCACUGGUAAGGCACUCUUUCCUAGAAGUGUUUAUUGAAGGAAUAGGCAAUUUCUCUAAAUAUUUGAAGUACUCAGAAGAGACUAAACUUUUUGAUUUCCAAGAAGACGAUUUUAUCAAAGACGUUUCUUUGUGCUCUAACUGUAAAAUGCAAGAGUUUUGGAAAGGGUUUAUUGACUCUGUCACAUUCCAGCAGUUUUUGUUUUAUUAUGGAAUGUUUGAUGAAUGCACACUUAAUAAAUUCAGAAAAAUAGUAAAAGAAUAUAAAAAAGGAACUUAUGAAAUUUAUGCCACGUCGUCUUGCUAUCCUUUUAAUGUAUCUUCAAGCAUCAGUCCUAAAUUUAUGUACGAAUAUUUGAAAAAAGAAGUGGAGGAACUUCCUACUGAAAAUCAUAAACAAAAAUUCAUUAAAAACACUGAAAAAGCGCUUCUUGAGAAAAUCAUGAAAAAAUUGCAGAGAAAUAAUGAAUAUUAUGACCAAGCUGAGCUAUCACAAGUGUAUGACAGAAGGAAAAUGUCGUUAAGCAUGAUUAGAAGCAAUUUACUUAAUAGCAGUGAAGAAGCAAAAGAGAUAACAAAUAUAUAUUAUGGAAAGUAUGGAAUUGCAAUGCUAGCGAGAAUUCCUCUUUGCUUAUCAAGAAGCAAAUUCAGAGAAAUCAGCUCUCAAAGAUGCUUAAAUGAGCAGCUAACAAAUGAAUGCGAAUUAAACCCAACCAGAUGAGAACCAUUUGCCUUGAAGCUCUUUUACUCCCUCCGAAGAAAUAAGAAAAAUUGGCAACUUUCGGAUUUAUUAGAAAUUUGUAAAAUAAUCAAUCGGCUCAAUACUCAAAAUCUGCCACGACACCAUGCAACGCUGAUUCUUUCAUUAAAUUUCGAACGAUUAAAUAAAUUAGAGGCAUUGUUUAAAGUCGGCAGAGGAUUUUCACCUUUGCAAGCUGAUCCGGUCAUAAUGAACGCUGGCUGGCACCGGCUGCCUCACUUCAGGCUCACCAAUCCGACUUAAUUCCAGGACUCCUAGCUCUAAGAGUGUCGGACCAAGGCGAAACUCAAAUAUCGCUCUAGACUCUUGCUAUCUUAAGGUCCCUAAUUUAAGAAGGGAGAAAACCUAAUCUCUGGGAUGAUGACCAACUAUGCUCUUUUCAGUCCCAUGCCAGGAGGAAAGCCCCAUUUUUCCAGGUAUCAACCUGCAGCACUAAGAAAAUCUCUUAUCCUAUACACUAAGGACACGGACUUGCUUCUCGACUUAGUUCUUACUUCUUUUGUUCUUCAGGCGUUGAGAAUAUUGAAUCAAGAGGUCGGGCGUUCACCUACUAUAUUAACAUUAUAGAUUUCGAACAAAAUGAAGGCUCAGUCAGAAUUUUGAUCCGAGGCCAAGGAGAAUUAAGCAACCUAGCUAGAGUUUAUAUUCAAAGCCUAAGCCAUGACAGAAAUGACCGAAACCCAAGAGCUUCUAUUGAUGAAGAUAUGCUAUCGCCAGGCGGUUCAAGAGAAAUAAGCAGGGAAUUAAGCAGAGAACUCAGUGGAGAGCUAAGCCCUGUGUCGCCUAUUUCUGGCAAUCCUGAAUUCAAACGAAGACAUACAAGAGUUAUAAAAUAUCAUAUAGAGGUUAAGUCUUAA
This is a messenger RNA of Blepharisma stoltei, 2882 nucleotides long. Lineage: Eukaryota; Ciliophora; Heterotrichea; Heterotrichida; Blepharismidae. The record is from the annotation of a GenBank genome assembly.